UGGCGCCGCCCCCGGCGGGGAGCGGAGGCGGCGGCAGGGCAGCGGCGGGCAGGUGAGUGCGGUCGGGGUCGUCGCUUCUCCAGCCCGUUCCGCCCGCCGCGCAGUUCGCUCCGGCACCAUGACCGUCACCCGGCUCGACCAGGGGCAGCGCUACCGCCCGCGGAUGGCCUUCCUGAAAAAGAUCGAAGCACUCAUGAUGGAGAUGCAGAAUCCAGACAAGGGCAUCAAGACACAGACUCAGACAGUGAUGAUCACAGACAUCCCCCAUGCUGUGACAGGUAAUGAUAUACUGCAGUGGAUCCUUCAGCGCCUGCAGGUCACUCAGGAAGAGGCACUUCACCUGGGAGACCUGUUUGUCAAAUAUGGAUACAUCUACCCUCUCCAGGAGCCUAAGAACCUCACCCUUAAACCAGAUGGCAGCCUCUACAGGUUUCAAACCCCCUAUUUCUGGCCAGUGCAGAGCUUGCCUGCUGAUGACACAGACUAUGCCAUUUACCUAGCAAAGAAGAACAUUAAGAGGAAAGGGAUUUUGGAAGAAUAUGAGAAGGAACAUUACAACAUGCUCAAUCAAAAAAUAAACUACAAGUGGGAUUUUGUCAUUAUGCAGGCCAAAGAGCAGUAUAAGGCAGGGAAGGAGCGGAAGAAAGCGGACAGGUAUGCCCUGGACUGCCAGGAGAGAGCCUACUGGCUUGUCAACAGGACUCCUCCUGGCAUGCUGGACGUCCUGGAGUACGGAGUGGAUCGCGUAACGGACCCCAACGAAAGUAAGGUAAACCAGAAAAAAACAAUGGAUGUCUACAGGAGAGAGAUCAUGUACUAUCAGCAGUCCAUCAUGAAGUCCAGAGUGAAGUCUUCUGUCUCUCUUGGAGGGCUUGUCAAGUACUCUGAGCAGUUCCUCUCCAGUGAUCCUAUCCUGUCUGGAUGUCUCCCCAGCAACCCCUGGAUCACGGAUGACCCUGACUUCUGGGAUUUCAAUGCAAAGCUGGUGGAAAUCCCCACCAGGAUGCGGGUGGAGCGCUGGGCUUUCAACUUCAGCGAGCUGAUCCGGGACCCAAAGGGCAGGCAGAACUUCCAGCUCUUCCUGAAGAAGGAGUUCAGUGGAGAGAACCUGAGUUUCUGGGAAGCCUGUGAGGACCUCAAGUAUGGAGACCAAUCCAAGGUCAAAGAGAAAGCAGAAGAAAUUUACAAGCUCUUCCUGGCUCCAGGGGCAAGGCGCUGGAUUAACAUUGAUGGCACAACAAUGGGCAUCACUGUCAAAGGCCUCAAGCACCCUCAUCGUUAUGUUUUAGAUGCUGCUCAGACUCACAUUUACAUGCUGAUGAAAAAGGACUCCUAUGGCCGCUAUUUAAAGUCUCCAAUAUACAAGGAAAUGUUGGCCAAGGCUAUUGUGCCUCAAGAGACUGUCAAGAAAAGCUCCGGUUUGUUUGGACGCCGUCACCUCCGCUCCAGCCCCAGUCCCAUCAUCCUGAGGCAGCAGGAGGAAGAGGCCAAAGCUAAAGAAGCUGCCGCGACCGUGGACAUCACUCAGCCAUGCCACCGUGCCUCCCAGCCCCUUUGCCCUGCUGUGCAUGCUGGCACUGGUCCCCCAGCCCUGCCCCACAGCACUGCCUGCCCCUCGCCCAUCUCUGUGGCCCUAGACAGCACCGUGGGCACCGAGCAGGAGCCUGAGGGGCCCAGCCCUGGUCCCCUGCCCUCCAGCAGCAGGAGGCCCCCCGGGGCCACCCUCUCCUUCGGCCGCUUGCUCAAGAGGGGCUGCUGGACCUCGCCCAAGUGCCCAGCCAUGCCCCACGGGAAGGUGCAGCCGCUGGGUGAGCAGCAGCAGCAGCAGCUGCAGCAGCAGGACACCAAGGUGGUGAGCAGCUUCUUCCAAAUAAAACCCAAGGCUGCUGUGGAGAGCAGCAUCUGCCCUGUGGACUCUGAGGAGGGAGAGGAAAACCACCACCCAGCUCAGAAGGACUCUGCCAAGGAGGUGAUCUGCCCUUGGGAGGACCCUGUGGAAGAGGGGAGAGCUGGGUGAGCAGCAGCCUGGGCAUGGACAACCUCUUCCCAGGCUUGGGACCACAACGCUGGCCACCUGGGGGUCAGUGCCUUGCUGUUGGUGAAGUGUGUCAGAUCCUUCAGCAUAGAGGAGCUCAGACUACCACAGCUGCAACUAAACAGCCUCUGGGGUUCCUAUCCGUUUGUGAUCCAAGAGCCCAACGAUUUCUGGACUGAUUUUUCUCUCCUCCCUUUGGCAGAUUCUGAUCCAUUGCUUACAAACUUCUCGAUAAACGAGCCUGGUUUCUUGCCUUUUAGCAAGAGGAGCUGUGUACAGAGCUCCAUCCUGGGAAGUUCUCUCUUAUCUCAGUUGCUUGCUUGGCCAUGAGGUGUCAGCACAGCUGGAGCAGAGCUUCCAAGCGCUUUUCAGCUUCAGCACCGAGACUGAGGCGUGUUUGUGUCCUCAGCUUGGCUCCACCUCUCGUUACUCGUAAUGAUCGUUUCGUUUUAAAGCCAGUUCGUGAAGAGACAGCUGAUGGCUUGGGGAAAAGAAAGUGAGCCCCUCCCGAGGAGCUGUGUGCUGUAUGACAUCGCUUCAGCCCUUGAGCCAAACCAGCAGUGACCCCAAAGAGCAAGCAGUGAGGGAGAGCAAAGGCUCCGGGGCAAGGCAGCGCCAGCACCAAGGUCCCUGCAUUGCUUUAGGAGGUCCAAACCAAAGCCAUGUUUUGGUCCUCUCCAAGCUCAGACUGAUGUUGCCACAGCCUUUAGCAGUGCUGUUACCAGGAGUGUCAGAAUGUUGCAUUGCUUUAGGAGAUCCAAAGCCAGGUUUUGGUCCUCUCCAAGCUCAGACUGAUGUUGCCACAGCCUUUACCUGUGCCACAGCCUUUAGCUGUGCUGUUACCACGAGUGUCAGAAUGUUGCAUUGCUUUAGGAGAUCCAAAGCCAUGUUUUGGUCCUCUCCAAGCUCAGACUGAUGUUGCCACAGCCUUUACCUGUGCCACAGCCUUUAGCUGUGCUGUUACCAUGAGUGUCAGAAUGUUGCAUUGCUUUAGGAGAUCCAGAGCCAUGUUUUGGUCCUCUCCAAGCUCAGACUGAUGUUGCCACUGCCUUUACCUGUGCCACAGCCUUUAGCUGUGCUGUUACCAGGAGUGUCAGAAUGUUGCAUUGCUUUAGGAGAUCCAAAGCCAUGUUUUGGUCCUCUCUAAGCUCAGGCUGAUGUUGCCACAGCCUUUAGCUGUGCUGUUACCAGGAGUGUCAGAAUGUUGCAUUGCUUUAGGAGAUCCAAAGCCAUGUUUUGGUCCUCUCUAAGCUCAGGCUGAUGUUGCCACAGCCUUUACCUGUGCUGUUACCAGGAGUGUCAGAAGGUUGCAUUGCUUUAGGAGAUCCAAAGCCAUGUUUUGGUCCUCUCCAAGCUCAGACUGAUGUUGCCACAGCCUUUACCUGUGCUGUUACCAGGAGUGUCAGAAGGUUGCAUUGCUUUAGGAGAUCCAAAGCCAUGUUUUGGUCCUCUCCAAGCUCAGACUGAUGUUGCCACAGCCUUUAGCUGUGCUGUUACCAGGAGUGUCAGAAUGUUGCAUUGCUUUAGGAGAUCCAAAGCCAUGUUUUGGUCCCCUCCAAGCUCAGACUGAUGUUGCCACGGCCUUUAGCUGUGCUGUUACCAGGAGUGUCAGAAUGUUGCUUGCCUUACUUUGUGUCAGUGUCUGAAGAUGGUUUUCUUGUCCAGGCGUGGAGAGGUUUCCCUGAUGUGUGUGCUGUGGGUCCCUACUCUGUAGUUUGGCCUUUGGCUUCUGGGGUCACUCUUUUGUGUUUCUAAGCAGAGCUUUGCCUUUGUGGCUGCUGUGGUUCCCCAUAGUGAUUUCAGA
This is a messenger RNA of Pogoniulus pusillus (Red-fronted tinkerbird), 3839 nucleotides long. It is a transcript of the gene RGS9, whose product is annotated as regulator of G protein signaling 9. Gene Ontology annotation, cellular component: plasma membrane; cytoplasm; neuron projection. Lineage: Eukaryota; Metazoa; Chordata; Aves; Piciformes; Lybiidae. Bases 119 to 2017 code for a protein of 632 amino acids. Gene Ontology annotation, molecular function: GTPase activator activity. The transcript is spliced from 19 exons. Gene Ontology annotation, biological process: regulation of G protein-coupled receptor signaling pathway; G protein-coupled receptor signaling pathway; intracellular signal transduction. The record is from RefSeq and is a predicted model, not a curated record.